Molecule: messenger RNA, 2146 nt
Organism: Strongylocentrotus purpuratus (purple sea urchin)
Lineage: Eukaryota; Metazoa; Echinodermata; Echinoidea; Camarodonta; Strongylocentrotidae
Gene: HCN2
Product: hyperpolarization-gated and cyclic nucleotide regulated channel
Exons: 11
Coding region: 1-1773 (590 amino acids)
Biological process (GO): transmembrane transport; monoatomic ion transport
Cellular component (GO): membrane
Molecular function (GO): monoatomic ion channel activity
Source: RefSeq, a predicted model, not a curated record
AUGUUUUCGUUCCUAACAGUUCCGUCAGCGAUGACAGAUAAAUCGCCCGGUCAUCGAGAUAGUCUCGUUGUUGACCUGGGCGGGGCGGGGCGUCGGAAUUCGAUGCCCACCAAGGAGUCCUUGUUUCUCGCCUCAGGGAGUGACUUUGUGAAGAAGAUUUAUCGCAGCGAAAAGGCGCUCAAAGAUGAGCAAGAGAGGCAGCAGAACAUACGACGUUUUGUCAUCCACCCUUUCAGCAAUUUCAGAUGGUACUGGGAUCUAUUCAUGGUAUUCCUCCUGCUCAUUACCCUCGUCCUUCUCCCCGUCAACGUCGCUUUCUUCAGCGACGACAUCACCAUGUACUGGAUCAUUAUUAACUGCAUCUCCGACACCCUGUUCAUGCUCGACAUCACACUCAACUUCUUCACCGGGGUCAUUGAGAACGCAGAGGACACGGUGACUCUGGACCGAACAAAGAUAAUAUUCAGCUAUCUCCGUGGUUGGUUUUUCCUCGAUUUAAUAUCAUCAUUCCCUUUCGACUACAUCUACCUGUUCCUUGGACAAGUAGACUUUACAUCACAUACUGCACUCGCUCUAAGAAUUCUCAGAUUGACCAAGGUUCUCAGUCUGUUGCGAUUGCUUCGACUGUCCAGGCUCCUGAGGUAUAUACAUCGUCUUGAAGAGCUGUUGAAUGUCGAGACGGCAGUGAUAAGGAUUGUUCAUUUAGUCUUUGUCAUGUUGCUUCUGAUGCACUGGAACGGUUGUAUUCAGUUCCUGGUCCCGUUCUUCCAGAACUUUCCACCGGACUGCUGGGUGGUCAUCAACGGUCUUGAGAACGCAGGCAAGCUGGAGCAGUACUCCUGGUCUUUCUUUAAGGCCAUCUGCCACAUGAUUAGUAUCGGGUUCGGUCGCUUCCCGCCCAUGAACGUAACGGAGAUGUGGAUGACCACAUUCAGUAUCAUGCUAGGAGCAACCUUCUACGCCCUCUUCAUCGGCACCAUGUCAACCCUCCUCCUCGCGGUCGACGCCUCGGGAAGGCUCUACAACGAGAGGCUAAAUCAAGUGAAGGAAUAUCUCCGAUAUCGCAAGGUUCCUAUGAAUACUCAGCGUCGGGUAUUGAGUUAUUACGAACACAGAUACCAAAGAAAAUACUUUAAUGAGAAGACAAUCCUCGGGGAACAAUCUCAUCCAAUUAGAAGGGAGAUUCUACAGCACCACUUCAACAACUUCAUAACAAAGGUCAACUUCCUCAACGAGGCUGACCCCGACUUCGCUUAUGACGUCAUCGAGAAGCUGAGCUUCGAAGUGUUCCUUGAAGGUGACGUCAUAAUAAAGGCGGGUAGCUUGGGCGGGGCCAUGUACUUCAUCGAGCACGGCACGGUGGAAGUACUCGUGGAUGACCGCAUAGUCAACCGCCUUAGCGACGGGGAUCAUUUCGGCGAGAUAUCGCUGUUGAUUGACGAACGCCGAGUCGCAUCCAUCAUCGCAGCCACGACGUGUGAUGUAUUCUGUCUCAGUAGAGAAGACUUCCACAAAGUUUUGAAAGAUUACCCCGAGAUGGGAGCUCGUAUGGCCGAGAUCGCCCAAGAACGUCUCAACACCAUCGAUUCCUCCCUCGAUACGGUGGAUGAAGAGGCAGGAGAUGAAGAAGAAGCAGCAGCAAACAACAACAAUAAUCAUCCUGCUAAGAAUGACAAGAAAGCCAAGAAGAACGACUUGGCCACCCCUCAGAAGAAAGAUAAUAAACAAAAGAUUAAUGACUGGCUCAAAGAGAACUUCGCCCAGAGAAUCUAAAAAGUAGUUUUUCAUGGCCCCAUAACAUUUUCAUCGUCCCAUACUAAUUUGCUCACUGAAAAUUGAAAGAUCACAGUGUUUUGAACCACUGGCUUUGGUGAUGAAAAGAUGACAAACAAAAGAAAGAGGGAGUUUACAAAAAAGAACUUCCCAAAUACAUAAAUAAUCAAAUAUGGGAAACCUAUGGGGCUUAAUAAUUGGAGAAGUUUUAUGCACUGGUCUUUUCAAAAAGGAAGACGGUUACGUUGCAUUGGAAAAUGUUCAUAGUAUUCAGCUAACUAAGAACAGAAACGAUGUGCAUGAUCAUAUCCAGCAAUAACUAACAUCGCAUUUGAUGCAUUAUGUCUUGAUUUUGAUAAAAGCCGGCGAUAGA